Colletotrichum tamarilloi is the source of this 3714-nucleotide messenger RNA. Its product is annotated as MYND finger. Bases 1 to 3714 code for a protein of 1237 amino acids. Gene Ontology annotation, cellular component: mitochondrial large ribosomal subunit. Gene Ontology annotation, biological process: translation. The transcript has 5 exons. Gene Ontology annotation, molecular function: structural constituent of ribosome. The record is from RefSeq and is a predicted model, not a curated record. Lineage: Eukaryota; Fungi; Ascomycota; Sordariomycetes; Glomerellales; Glomerellaceae.
AUGGCGUCCUCCUGCCUCCAGGAAUUUCCUCGCGCCUCAGGCUCAGGCGACGACGGCGGACCGGCAAGGAAGGAACCCGAAUCAUUCUGCUGCCAGCUCGCUACUUCCACUCCCAUCACUCACCCCGAAGAAUUCGUCAAACUCCUCGAUCUCAUCGUCAAUCAGUCCAAGGAGAAGGAUCCUGCCGCUGGCAUCGUCUUCGCGUUUCUCAACUUUCCGAAGAGCAACUGCCUGUUCCCCCUGGCCUGCCUCGUCCACUUCUUCGAGACAUUCGUUCCUCAACCCAUCAUCACUUAUCUUACGAGCGACUCUUGCCUCAGUGCCGCAAAGAGCAUUGAUACCAUCCUCAUGGAGGCCAAGAAGUCAGAGCAGGGACUUUACAAGGACACGAAGCGCAGCUGCUUCCCAUCGACCGGCCGAAACCAUUUCCUCCGCCUGAUGAACGCAUCUGGUCCCAUACCCAAGGGUGAAAAAAGUGCAGCUGGUGCCACUCGCAGAGGCCUUCCCGAGCUCGACUAUAUCCUCUUCCAGGAAGAUCUUCCUUCUUAUUUCGAUCGUUCCGAGCGGUAUGAUAGCUUGCCCGGCGACCCAGUGAACUACCUCUUCUCGGCUCUGCCGCAAAUCCAGGAAGAUGACUCAGGCUUCAAGGGAAGCAAGAAGUCUGCAGAUUAUAACCGCCGUUUCGCCCUGGCCCUCUGGCCUUAUGCCAACUCCAGCAUCGAGGAUAUCAUCGCCAAAUCCGACGACAAGGCUGCCUCUGACUUGUGGUGGGCCGGGCGCUUCGCUUUCUCUCUCUGGGAUAGAUCCGACUUGUCUAUUCGAUGCUCCUUCACCCAGCUUCUUGGCGAGAUUGCCUUGUACCACAACUCUGAGAUUGUCGAUAAUCCUGCCCCUGUCAAGCCAAACCACCUUUGCGAAGCUGUUGAUGGUGGCCCCUGUCCCGGAGAGGCAUACGUUCAGAAGCAUAAGUGGUUGAAGUAUGCCCGCUGGAUUCAUCGUGGAAGAAAAGACGAGGAUGCCGACAUCAAGGUCCGUCUGGGCAGCAAGUGUAACUUGAACGAGCUAUUGAGCAUCGAGAAGUGUGUUACCUGCGGUCACGAGCGCAAGAUCUCUCGCUGUGGAGCGAAGAAGCCCAUGCACCACUGCAGCGGCUGCUACGUCGAGUGGUUUCCGCACCUUCGUCGAACUUACUGCGGCCCGAAGUGCCAGAAGAAGGAUUGGAAGACGCACUUUGAGGAGUGUCAGCGUCACAAGCACUUCAUCCGAGCCGUCUGGAUUCUGAAGGGCAUCGCGGACAAGUUCAUGGCCGCGACCUUUUCCGGCCAGGCCGUUGAUAUCUCCCCGAUCGAGGUCCGUGAUAACAAGACCAAGGCGCUCGACCUCAACAGCGUCCCCCGCUUCGCCGUCACCCCGGCUGCGUGUGCUGUUGGACCUUGGGUGGGGGAGCAGGUGUUCCCUCUCGGCAAGUCGUACUUGGCGGACAAGAGGAAUGAGGACCGCGCGAGAGCAUUGGCUUGGGAUGCUGGUGACAACCUCUACUACCACCUUCAGACUAUCAUUCGUCAAAUCGUCAGCCCGCUCUGUGACGAUGUGGUUGAGAUGCAGAUGUUCCUGCGCAAUGCCAACAGUAUUACCUCUCUUGCCGCUGAUCGGUGCCGCGAAGGCCCCGCCAUCAACACUGCCAAGGGCAAGGAUCCGAUGUUCUGGCCCCAUCCCGUUCUCAAUUGUCGGCUGAAGGGAAGCGACGACUUGUUCAUCAUCGACCUUCUUGGAGCCAAGUUCGGCUUUAACGAGAUCCUCCUCCCGGGCGAGGUAUGGGUCAAGUCUAGACUUGCGUACUGCGUUGGCUCAACGGUUGUCACGGACAUGACGCCUCACUGGUUUCCCCGCGAGCAGCAGGGUCUCGUCUCUUGCCGUGAUGAGGUCGCCUAUACUUGGAGAUCGUGCAUCAAGACUUACAUCGCCGCCAAGUGGCCCAAUGUUCCCGGGCCCUUUGCUUUGUCGCAUCUGAAGGAGCAAUUGUUCAGGGAGAGGACUUACAUGUUCAUGGUCCACUCGGACGACAUCUUCAGGGAGGCCACCAAUCGUCUGCGCGAGGAGAGACUCUUCCGGCAGUACCUUGUCCACGACCCGAACCCGUACUCUCACGAGUUUGCCAUUGGCGUCACCAACUGUCAGAAGGAGUGCGAUGUCUACGAGAGGAUCUGGAUGGAUCGGCGUGUGUUCGAUGUCAUCGUCAAGGGUGAGCUCAGCGAGCAAAACCAGCUGCUGCCCGCGGGGUCCGAGACCAUCCGCCUCGUCGCACUCUGGGUCGACCGGUUGAUCAAACACGGUCAGAAGGUCAAGUUCGACUCGGUCGGGCUCCUUGGUCCUCGCAUGGCCAAGCACUACAACAUCUGCACCACGCACUCGUUGGACGAGCUUCGCGAGAUUUCCACGCCCUGGCUCCUGUGGCAUGGCAUCUCCAAGGAUUCAUCCCAAAAGUUCUUCGAGCAGUGCAAGGGCAUCGUCACCGACUACAUUAGUUCGAAUGCGGCGACGCCUGAUCAGCUGCUUAGUAAAAUGGCGUCGUCCGACGGCCUCGCCAAGUACCUGCAGACCUUGUCGAUGGAGGAUGCGCAAGAGUUCUUGGAAAUUGGAUCAAUGAUCGAGUCUCCCCAUAACGCUGCAUCGAUUAAACAGCUGCGAAAGGAGCUUGAGAAGCAAGCCGGGGACAAGAAGAUGCCACCAAGGUUACCACAACAGGCCGCGCGCGCCCUGCGCAGGCUGGCGACGGCUUCAACCCCAAUCACACGAUCCUUCACCACCACGACCUCCUUCCUCGCCGCCCCGGCCGCCGCAAGCCUCCGUCUCCCCGCCGACUACGUUCCCGCAACGAAGCCUCCCUCCGCCCGCCCCCCCGAAACCCGCAAGUCCCAGCUCAUCAGGACCUACACCUCCCUCCUCCGCACGACGCCCCUGAUCCUCUUCUUCCAGCACAGCAACCUGACGGCAGACGAGUGGUCCGCCGUCCGCCGCGAGCUCAACAGCGCCCUCAUCGCUGCCACGCCCGCCGGCACCAACAGCCCCCUCGAUGGCCGUGAGGUCCACCUCCAGGUCCUGCGCACGCGCAUGUUCAACGUCGCGCUCAAGCUGGCCGAGUUCUACGACCCCGAGGCCGCCAAGGCCAAGGCCGGCACGCGGACGGGACCCCGCGGGCCCUUGGUACACGAUCUGAGUAUGGCGGCCUACGAGGCGAUGAAGGAUUUCGAGGUCCCCGAGGACUCGGCGUACGCGCAGAUCUCGCCGUUGCUGUGCGGUCCCACGGCGGCGCUGGUCUUCCCCGCCGUCUCGCCCGCGCACCUCGCGGCCGCGCUCAAGAUUCUGGCGCCGAGCCCGGGCAAGUUUGCGGCGCCGCCGAGGAAGAAGAACCCGGGGUACUACGAGCCCCUGUGCCAGAGCGCACUGCAGAAGCUGCUGCUUGUCGGUGGACGAGUCGAGGGCGAUGUGUUUGAUGUUGAUGGCGUCAAGUGGGUUGGUGGUAUUGAGGGCGGCCUCGAUGGGCUGCGGGCGCAGCUCGUGCAUAUGCUCCAGAGCGCUGGGUUGGGUCUUACUACUGCCCUUGAGGGCGGAAGCAAGAGCCUUUGGCUGGCGUUGGAGGGCCGGAGGACGCAGUUGGAGGAUGAGGGGAAGCCUAAGGAGAGUGCGAGCGCGGAGGAGACAAAGUCCGAGUAG